ACCCAAUAUGCAUUUCAAAACUGCUGUUAUUCUCUGUGCGUUGUACUUCGUGACCAUAACACAUAGCGUCGGAGUCAAUCAGGAUCAAGUCAAAAUGAUUGUUGAAUUUGUCAAACCACACGAAAACGCUAUAGACCAAAUUCCUCCAGAAAAAUUCGAAGAAAAAUUUCGAGAAAUGGGCGUGAAGGAUGUGACAGGUUUUACAUAUGAAACAGGUACGAAAGACGGCCAAAAAGUACAAAAUGUUAUGGUAUUUCUGGCCAAAAACAAUAAGACUUCAGACGACUGGAAAAUCCUAAGAUUAUCAACCUACGAAGUAACAAUUUUUUUGAGCUUGUUCAGACAUCAUGACAAAAUAGGAGACGAUAACGAUGGUCUAGUUAACUCUAAAGAAGUACAAAAUAUCAUUAAAGAUUUAAGUUUAAAUGAAAACGAGAAAAACAGAUUGGCCGGAAAAUUCAAAGGUGACGUAACAAUUAAUUUCGCGGAGUUCAUACUUGGCUAUUUGGAUGUAAAACCAGAAGUAUGAAAUUAUGGUUUCGUUAAAGGAUUGAU
Adelges cooleyi (spruce gall adelgid) is the source of this 555-nucleotide messenger RNA. RefSeq lists its product as uncharacterized. The record is from RefSeq and is a predicted model, not a curated record. The transcript has 5 exons. The coding region runs from base 8 to 529 and encodes 173 amino acids. NCBI's taxonomy places the organism in Eukaryota, Metazoa, Arthropoda, Insecta, Hemiptera, Adelgidae.